This is a messenger RNA of Abrus precatorius (Indian licorice), 2622 nucleotides long. RefSeq names its product rac-like GTP-binding protein RHO1. Gene Ontology annotation, molecular function: GTPase activity; protein kinase binding; GTP binding. Gene Ontology annotation, biological process: establishment or maintenance of cell polarity; regulation of cell shape; cortical cytoskeleton organization. The transcript is spliced from 10 exons. The coding region runs from base 1 to 2403 and encodes 800 amino acids. The record is from RefSeq and is a predicted model, not a curated record. Gene Ontology annotation, cellular component: cytoplasmic vesicle; cell cortex; cell projection. NCBI's taxonomy places the organism in Eukaryota, Viridiplantae, Streptophyta, Magnoliopsida, Fabales, Fabaceae.
AUGGGUUGUUGUCAUUCCAAAAUAGAGAGGGAAGAAACGGUGUCUCGUUGCAAAGCAAGGAAGCGUUACAUGAAGCAGUUUGUGCAAGCAAGACACGCUUUUUCUGCAGCACAUGUAAUGUACAUUCGCUCACUUCGUGCAACUGGUUCUGCUUUGCUUCAGUUUGCAAAUGCUGAAACCACCGUCCUCCAUCACCACCACCACCUUCCGCCUGAUCCUCAGCCCAUUCUCCCACCGCCGCCGCCGCCGCGAACCCCCACCCCAAUGCCGCCGCCUCCGCCUCCGCCGAUGAGUCCGAGUUCGUAUACGUGGACAUCGGACACUACCUCCUCCCCUGCUCUUCCUCCUCCUCCUCCUCCGCCGCCGCCGCCGGUGUCUUCGUCAACCUGGGAUUUCUGGGACCCCUUCAUGCAGCCGGCGGCGGGUCCGAUUUCUCGGUCGGCGACGGAGGAGGAGUGGGAGGCAACGACCACCACGGGUUCUGAGGUGGUGGUGAUGGCGGCCGCGAGCAUGACGGCUCCGCCGUCUGUGGUGAGUGGGUUUUCGAAGGAGACAGCUAGUGAGCUUGCAAUGGUGGUUUCAAGGAACAGCAAGGAUCUUGUUGAGGUUAUGAAAGAGCUUGAUGACUAUUUUCUGAAAGCUGCUGAUGCUGGUUCGCAUGUCUCUUUGCUCCUUGAAGUUCCAAGUUCUGGCUUUUCUGAUCACAGUAAAGCAAGUAAAGUGCACAGCUAUGGAUGGAGUCUGAGUCCAUCGUUGUGGGCUUGGGGUUCUAGUCCAAAACUGAAUGGAUUUGGCAAGCUGGCUGAGGGAACUCCUGUUUCUGUCGGUACUUUUGGAGAUAAUGGAGGUGGAAGUGGUGGACACUGCUCCACUGUGGAGAGGCUAUAUGCAUGGGAGAAGAAAUUGUACCAAGAGGUUAAGAAUGCCAAGACUAUAAAGAUGGAGCAUGAGAAGAAGGUGGCACUGCUUAGGAAGCUAGAGAUGAAGAGGGCAGACUAUGUUAAGACAGAGAAGACAAAGAAAGAAGUCGAGAAAUUAGAAUCACAAAUGAUGGUUGCUUCUCAGGCCAUUGAUAGUACAUCUGCUGAAAUCAUCAAAUUAAGGGAGAUAGAGCUCUACCCUCAACUCAUUGAACUUGUCAAAGGAUUAAUGUGCAUGUGGAGAAGCAUGUAUGAGUGCCACCAAGUCCAAAAGCAUAUAGUUCAGCAACUAGAGUACCUCAAUACCACACCAUCAAACAACCCCACAUCUGAGAUUCAUAGGCAAUCAACUCUUAAGCUGGAACUAGAAGUACAACAAUGGCAUCAAUCCUUCUGCAACCUCUUCAAAGCCCACCGUGACUACAUUCAAUCCCUCACAGGUUGGUUAAGGCUCAGCCUUUUCCAGUUCAGCAAAAACCCUUUGCGCAGAACCCCUGAGGAAUCAAAGAUAUACUCCCUUUGUGAAGAAUGGCACCUUGCUGUUGAUCGAAUUCCAGAUAAGGUAGCAUCUGAAGGAAUAAAAAGCUUGUUAACAAUUAGUCAUGCCAUUGUGGUUCAACAGGCAGAGGAGCAUAAACAGAAGAAGAAGUCAGAUUCUGCAUUUAAAGAGCUUGAGAAGAAGGUGGUUCAGCUUCGGUCCUUGGAGAGCAAGUACGGUCCAUACUCCAUGCCUGAAUCCUCCGGUACCAUGAGAACCAAGGACCCCAUUGUCGAGAAACGCGCAAAGGUGGAAGCUUUGAGAGGAAAGGCAGAGGAAGAGAAGAGCAAACAUGAGAAGUCGGUGAAUGUAACUCGGGCAAUGACACUGAAUAACCUGCAAAUGGGUUGCCCGCAUGUUUUUCAAGGGAUUGUGGGGUUUUCAAGUGUCUGCAUGGAGGUUUUUGAAUCUGUAUACAACAAAGCCAAGGUUACUGAACAGGAGCAUGACGAUUAUGUGCCGACUGUUUUUGACAAUUUCAGCGCAAAUGUGGUUGUCAAUGGAAGCAUUGUUAACCUGGGUUUGUGGGACACUGCUGGACAAGAGGAUUAUAACAGAUUAAGACCUUUGAGUUACCGUGGUGCCGAUGUUUUCAUUCUGGCUUUCUCUCUCAUAAGUAAGGCCAGUUAUGAAAACGUCUCUAAAAAGUGGAUUCCAGAGUUGAAGCAUUAUGCGCCUGGUGUCCCAAUAAUUCUGGUUGGCACAAAGCUUGACCUCCGGGAUGAUAAACAGUUCUGCACAGACCAUCCUGGUGCCGUGCCUAUUACCGCAGCUCAGGGAGAAGAGCUUAGGAAGCUGAUUAAUGCACCCGCAUACAUUGAAUGCAGUUCAAAAACACAGGAGAACGUGAAGGCAGUCUUUGAUGCAGCCAUAAGAGUUGUCCUUCAACCACCUAAGCAGAAGAAAAAGAAGGGUAAAGCGCAAAAGGCCUGUUCCAUAUUGUGAUUCACUAGGUGUUAACAUUUGACUGCCCUGCCCUUUGUUCUACCUGUAUUACCCUCCCCUUCUUUCUUUUCAUUAUUUCUUUGUUAUUGAAGAAGUUGGAGUUUAUGUGGGUGUUCUUCAGACAAAUCUCUAGAUCUCCUUGAAGCAUAAGGUGGUUUACUGCUUUGCUUUCUUUGAAUUAUUGUCAACUCUAAUAGUCAAAUUUGCAUUCCAUGGUUC